Populus nigra (black poplar) is the source of this 3294-nucleotide messenger RNA. RefSeq names its product probable aspartic proteinase GIP2. Bases 1819 to 3135 code for a protein of 438 amino acids. Gene Ontology annotation, biological process: proteolysis. The record is from RefSeq and is a predicted model, not a curated record. The transcript has a single exon. Gene Ontology annotation, molecular function: aspartic-type endopeptidase activity. NCBI's taxonomy places the organism in Eukaryota, Viridiplantae, Streptophyta, Magnoliopsida, Malpighiales, Salicaceae.
AAAAUCUGAGAGCCCUUCAUUCCCCUGGUUUUCAUCUAGCUAAUGGAAGCAGGGAGUGAUGGGAAUAGAGGCUUGUGGGGGUGGAAAUGGGAGCAUAAAAGGAGGAAACAGCAGAGUAAAGCAUCGAGAUCCUCUGAGUCAGCAUCCGGGGGUGGCGGUUACCGGUUCCCUUUAAAGCAAGCUGUGACCGCAGGCUCCCUUGCUCUUACUGGUGACGCAGUGGCUCAAGUUACAGACCGGUGGAGAAAGAAGAAGCCAUCCAAAUCACUCUCCUUUCACGACGACGCUUCUCACAAUUCCAACGACAGUUCGGUCAGGUUUUUUUUUCAUGUUUUGGAAUUUUGAAAUGAAAUAAAUUUAACCACGUUGUUACGUGUGUUGUUUAUUCAUCCAGCAGUAAAAGUAAUUAGUUUAUUUUAAAGUGCGUUUUUGUGGAAGAAAUAUUUAAAUAGUUUUUAAUAGUUUUUUUUUAAAAAAAAAACAUGAUUAUAUAUUAUUUUUUAUAGUUAUCAAACCAAUUCCUAAACUAAAUUCAACUCUACACACGAGUUGAAGAUUAGGUGGUUCAACCUGUGGAUAGGUGGGAUAGGUGAGUCUCGUGAGAGAGCUAUAUAAUAAUUUUUUAAGAAAUAUUCAAGGGAGAUCAAAACUAGAAUAACUUUUUUAGGGAGGACCAAAACUUAAAUUUUUUAUUUCUUGUAGUGGGCACACAUAAAACAUGUAUAUAAUCUUAGAAAAAUUUACAUUUUUUUUGCCAUGACGGGUCAACUCUUAUCUCUUAAAACAUAUCAUUUUAGGUGUGUUUUCUAUGAAACAAUAUAGAUUAUAAACUAGAUAUUUUUUUUAAAAAAAUGAAAUUAAUUUAGUUGGGUUUAAUUGAGUUAAUUCUUAACCUGGUUUAAAAACAAGCUCGAAUCAUGUUUCAAGUUAAUGAGACACUGGAUUAACUUUAAUAAUUAUAAUUUAUUUAGAUUAAAUGUAUUUUUACAAAAACACAAGUACCAUAAUAUCAAACUAGUAGCAACUCUACAACUACUUUGAUAAAGUCAAAUGUUUCUAAGUCAAUUACUUACUAAAUGAUUUGUUGAGUUGUUGGAGUUUGAUUGGAUCAAUUUCUAUUCGAUUUAACAUCAAAACUAACCUAAAUGGGUUAACUGCUAAAUUAAACUUAAUAACACUACAUGUAAUCGGAGGAGCUAUGGAGGUGAACAUAUGUGUCAUAAGUUUUUUAUCUGUUUGUCUUAAAAUAAAGUUUGUUUUUGCAAUUUAAAAUGUUUUUUUUAUGAUUUUGAUGUGCUAAUGUAAUUUUUUAUUUAAAUAAAAUAUUAUUUUUAUAUAUUUUACAUUAAAAAUUAUUUUUAUAAAAACACCAUCCAGAAACACACAAUAAGUCUUACCCAUUUCUCUCAUUUUCAGACCAGCAAACGAAGUGAUUUAUAUUAUUGGCAGUUUCUGCCAAGAACUUUUGCAUUUUGCUUUGAAUCACCAAACUAUGUAAUUUGUAAAAAGGAGAGCAUGCAGAUUUUAUUUUUGUUUACUACAAAGAAAAGAAAAAACCGAAGUCGUGAUACACAUGUGCAUAGAAAGAAGAUAAACACUGGACGCCCAUCCUUUAGUGGAUGUUACCACCAAUCUAGUCAGCAAAAUAAAAUUAUUGCAAGACCUUAUCCAUUCUUUGUAGCUUGUCCUUGUAGUGAUCACCCAGCUUGAUAAGUGAUAACCCAGCUGCGUCGACCCACCGCAUCUGACAUACAAACUACAAUUGUCUGUCCACUAGGUAGUCGCAGGUAACCCUAAUCUUCUUGCAAGUUUCAUUCGAUGAUGGCGUGUAUUCAAUUUCUUCUUCUCUUUUGUUCUUUUAUGUACAUUUUCAAUAUCAACCCAUCUUGUGCUCAAAUUCCCAAUUCACCAAUUAGGUCUCUUGUUCUUCCUGUGACCAAAGAUCCUGCAACCUUUCAAUACUUGACCACAAUUUAUCAUGGCACCUCUCGAGAACCCAUCAGGGUUGUACUUGAUCUGGGGUGUCCAUCUCUUUGGCUUGAUUGUUCCUCAGGACGCCUGUCUUCAUCUAGGCGUCUGAUUCCAAGCUGCUCAAUCCAGUGCGCAGCAGCAAAGCCGAACAACAUGAGUUGCGCCUUCUCUGCUGCUAUGCCUACACGUAAACGUACCGCUUGUGGUCUCUCCACAGAGAACAGCGUCACACGGUCAGCAACAAGAGGUGAGCUUGUAGAAGACAUCUUGACCGUCCAAUCAGUUGACGGGUCAAAAUCAGGUCAAGUCACUACAGUAGAUCACUUUCUCUUCUCUUGCGCACCCAGAUUUCUUUUAAAUAGGCUAGCGAGGGGUGCCCAAGGAAUGCUUGGCCUCGGUAAGUCGCGAAUUGCUCUUCCAUCACAGCUCGCUUCGAAAUUUGGGCUCCAGAGAAAAUUUGCAACCUGCCUAUCAUCUUCAGAUGGUCUCAUUUUAUUCGGCCAUGAGCCUGGUUACGACUCAAUUUUUGGCACAGAAAUUUCAAGGUCACUAAUGUACACACCUCUAGUGACUAGCCCAGAUGGCAGUGGCAGCUCACAAGAUUAUUCCAUCAACGUGAAGUCCAUCAAAAUCAAUGGCAAGCGAUUGUCUCUAAGGCAAAAGGGUAUUGGUGGAGGCACAACAAUAAGCACAACUGUGCCCUACACCACUUUGGAGAGCUCAAUAUAUAGCACCUUUAUUGAAGCUUACAAGGAGGCUGCUACUAAUAAUUAUUUCCUGAACAUGACAGUUGUGGCACCUGUGGCACCAUUUGGUCUCUGUUUUAGCUCAAAAGAAGUUCCUAGCAGCAUGUUGUUGGGGCCAGUGGUUCCUGCCAUUGAUCUAGUUUUGCAAAGUGAGAUGGUGAAGUGGAGGGUGCAUGGUAGGAAUGCGAUGGUGCCGGUGCUUGAUGAGGUUAUGUGCCUAGGUUUCUUGGAUGGUGGCUUCAAGUCCAAGACCAGUUCCUCAAUUGUUAUAGGAGGGUUUCAAUUAGAGGAUAAUCUUUUAGAGUUCAAUUUAGGUACUUCCAUGUUAGGAUUUAGUUCAUCAUUGUUGACUAGACAUACAUCUUGUUCUGAUUAUCAUACUAGGAUGAUGCAAUCUACAGUACUUAAAGAUUCCUAGUGAUUCCCCCGUCUUCAAUUUUGGUGUCUCCUCUUGUAGUUACUUCAAUCCAUGGAUUUUGCCUGUUACAGUCAAUAUCACUAAUCUCAACUAAGCCUAAGUAUAAAGAAGUCAAGUUUUGUUAUUGAGAUUUUUAUGAAAUAAUGUUCUCUUAUCUUA